Molecule: messenger RNA, 3528 nt
Organism: Cyprinodon tularosa
Lineage: Eukaryota; Metazoa; Chordata; Actinopteri; Cyprinodontiformes; Cyprinodontidae
Product: histone acetyltransferase KAT5
Exons: 15
Coding region: 76-1695 (539 amino acids)
Biological process (GO): regulation of DNA-templated transcription
Molecular function (GO): histone acetyltransferase activity
Source: RefSeq, a predicted model, not a curated record
AUCAUCUUGUCGCGUAUUUCAUCUUCGGGCGUAGACCGGCAUUUUCCCACAACACCCUGCUCCCGACACUCACAGAUGACGAAAAUGGCGGACAACUCGUCUUCGGUGGAGAUUGUAGAGGGCUGCCGCCUCCCGGUACUUCGUAAAAACCAAGAACACGAAGACGAAUGGCCAUUGGCUGAGAUUCUAAGUGUGAAAGAAGUUUCUGGAAGAACGCUAUACUAUGUUCACUACAUCGACUUCAAUAAGCGCCUGGAUGAGUGGGUCACAACGGACCGGCUGGACAUGAAGAAGCUCCAGUUUCCUAAGAAAGAAGCUAAAACACCAACAAAGAACGGUCUGUCAGGCUCCCGACCCAGUUCACCAGAGAGAGAGGUGGUGAGUGAGAGGAGAGAUACAGAUACUGACCCCGCUUUACAGAAGAAACAGAGGAAGAGUCUAGAUCUCAACCUACAAACUGCCACACCUCCAUCCAGAGGCAAAACCCUCCCCACACCGAAGAGGAAGGUCGAGAGCGUCCCCUUGGUGCCGCAGGUGCCCCCCGCCCCCCCAGUACCCUCUCUGCCGAGUUCAACUGAAGCUUCUCAGGCGGCGGUUUUUCCUGCCGUCAGGGAGACCCCCACCUUCAAGGCCAGGGAGGAUCACGAACAGCUCUCCUCGCUCACAACCAAUGGCACUGCUCGGCGCCUUAUUCCUGCUCAGCCUGGAAGGAAGAGAAAAGCCAACUGCGGCGGCACCGAUGAGGAUUCUCAGGAUAGUUCAGAUGGCAUCCCAAGUGCUCCUCGGAUGACUGGCAGUCUGGUGUCUGAUCGGAGCCACGACGACAUUGUCACGCGGAUGAAAAACAUCGAGUGCAUAGAGCUGGGUCGGCACAGACUGAAGCCCUGGUACUUCUCCCCCUACCCACAAGAGCUUACCACGUUACCCAUCCUCUACCUCUGUGAAUUCUGCCUCAAAUACCUCAAAAGCCUCAAGUGUCUCCAGAGGCAUUUGACUAAAUGUAAUUUAAGACAUCCUCCUGGUAAUGAGAUCUACCGCAAAGGCACCAUCUCAUUCUUCGAGAUUGACGGCAGGAAAAACAAAAACUACUCCCAGAACCUGUGUUUACUGGCAAAAUGUUUCCUGGACCACAAAACAUUGUAUUACGACACAGACCCCUUCCUGUUUUAUGUCAUGACGGAGUAUGAUUCCAAGGGCUUCCAUAUAGUCGGUUACUUCUCUAAGGAGAAAGAGUCAACAGAAGAUUAUAAUGUCGCCUGCAUCCUGACAUUGCCUCCCUAUCAGCGCAGAGGCUACGGGAAACUGCUCAUCGAGUUCAGUUACGAGUUGUCAAAGGUGGAGGGGAAAACGGGAACACCAGAGAAGCCGCUUUCUGAUCUUGGUCUCUUGUCUUAUCGCUCCUACUGGUCCCAAACAAUCCUAGAAAUUCUCAUGGACCUUAAACCUGAAAAUGGAGAAAGGCCUCAGAUAACUAUAAAUGAGAUCAGUGAAAUAACGAGUAUAAAGAAGGAAGACGUCAUUUCUACACUCCAGUACCUCAAUCUAAUCAACUAUUACAAGGGUCAGUACAUCCUCACUCUUUCUGAGGACAUUGUGGAUGGACAUGAGAAAGCCAUGCAGAAGAGGCACCUGCGCAUAGAUCCUAAAUGUCUUCACUUCACUCCGAAGGACUGGAGUAAAAGGGGGAAGUGGUAAAAAUCUGCUGGAUCCUCCAACCUGGACAGCAGAGCUGGUGUGUUGGACCGGAUCAACUUCUUCACUCUUGGACUUCUCUUCAGACAAACAGUGAACAUGGACUUAACUUGAGGCGUCUGAGCUUUGGUCCACCUCACUCAUUGCUUAUUGUUUUAUUGAUUUGUAAUUUACAGAAUUAUAAGAACAGUUACCAUACUCUCCACUCUGGAUAGACUCCUGUUGAUCACCGAAGUGGUGCAUUUACAGUGACUCAAGUCACUUGGUCUAAAAUUAAAACUCAGCCUGGCAGACAUUCCAGCCCUCCUGUGAUAUGAAGUGAAAGAUCUUCUGUUGUUGUGAAGAAAAUGGAAAUAAAAAACAAAAUGCAAACCAGAAAUGCAACUGGGGAAAACAUCUAAAUCAAAAACUUGUUUUUUUAGAAAUGUUUUGCUGUUUUCUCAGACUUUUUCUUUCAAAUUUCAUUUUUUCAAACUGUAUGUUUUGUUUUUUGUUUUGUUUUUUUCCAAAAAAAUAAUUUUAACUGAUCUUAUAUCUUCUAUUAUUUUUCCUCCUAACUUCUCUUUUUCGUGUGGAGUUUUACGAAUUGCAUUCUUUUAAAAUUCCAAUCACAAUCACACUUUAAGCCCAGUACCAAUGCUCGCUCUUGAUUUGCACACAGACCAAUAAAAAUGGUGCAAACUUCAUGCUGAAUAAAAAUGUGACUUAGCCCCUCACUCCAGAGGAAGGCCUGCCCCAUUAAGUGAAGAGACAGAUCUGUAAAAUGCUAUUAGAAAAGAAUGCAGUUAAUAAAACUCAAGUCUGAAAGAGAAAUUAGAAGAAAAAAAAAAGUAAUUUGUUAAAAAAGAAUCUUGCAACAAAAAAAAGGAACAAAAUUCACUCCAUACCAAUGGUGAGAUUUAUCAUUUUAGGACAAAGGUGAAAUAUUUAUUCUGUUGGCAAAAACUUGAAAUUGGGAUUAUUUGAUCUUUUUGUCUGCAUUUUAUCCAUAUUUUAAGUGCUAAAUAACUACCAAGUUAUUUAUCCUGCAAACACUUCAUUAAAAAAAUGUCUGUAUUUAUAUACAGUUUAUGAAUAAUCAACCAUGUUUGUGUUCAUUAAAUAAUUCCAUAGCUGUGCUCCACUUAAAUAUUGAUUACCAUUUUGUUUUAGGUAAAAUUUGUUUCUACUAAACAGUUUAAACUGGGAAAGUGUAAUAAUUUUGUUUUGGGGGAUACACAUGUCACUGAAAUGUCCAUCGUUGCCGUUUAAAAGUAUAAAAUAAUUGCCCGUUUUAAAUUCCCGUCUGGAGUUUGACCCUCCUGAGUGCCUGAAUCAUUAAGGUCAUUACUUUAUUGUUGUUUUUAGUACCAGUCUAUAAAUAUUCCUCUUGUAAAUAUAACAGUUUGACAUUUUACCUUCACACCUUCUUUGUAUAUAAUUGUAUAAACCAACAUGAGUAUUCAGGUUUUCUCAGACCUAGUUCUGUUUUUUAUUACCCUAUUUUUAAAUAGGCAGAAGUAAAAAUGCUGCUGUGUGCUGAUAAAAAUCUUUUUUUAUAUAUAUAUAAUUUUAUUCACAUCCUGUCUCAAAAUAGUUAAUCAUGUUCCUAGAGUCUGUGAAUACUAAACACAGAAGCCAUGCUGAACUGUUGGAGGAAAGAAAAGUUAUUGUACAGUUAUUUAUAACUUUAAAUAACAGGCUGCACAACGUGAAAGAAUUAAGUGAUAUUGUUUUAUGUUUACAUGUGUUUAAUGGGUGAAUUUGUCCUGUUCAAAUUACUUAGUAUACUUUCAGUGUCAUUUGAGCAUUUGAUAUGAAAAGUUUUUGAAUUUAUAAAAAAAAAAAAGUCUUCAA